Marchantia polymorpha subsp. ruderalis is the source of this 378-nucleotide messenger RNA. The record is from the annotation of a GenBank genome assembly. Lineage: Eukaryota; Viridiplantae; Streptophyta; Marchantiopsida; Marchantiales; Marchantiaceae.
AUGGAUAUUCCAGUUAUUGUUGAUGCCCAUUAUUGCUCGCCCUCGGAGGUGAAACUCACAUUUGCCAAGAAGGUAUUGGAAUGCAACAAUGGUAACUAUGUCAUCACUGAUUCCGAGAGCCAGACCCUUUUCAAGCUGGAUCAGAAGAAGGUCUUCCUACGGGAACUGACGGUUUUGCGCGAUGAUGGUGACUCUCCUGAGAAAAUCUCUCUGUACGACACGUACCAAGUUUACAAAGGAGAGAGUUGGGAAGAACUCUUCACUGUUUGGGACAAAAACAUGAGGGACGCCGCAGAAUUGACAUACGAGAUUCAACUCGAGUCUGAAUCAGAACCUACCUUCCAAGUGAAGGGUGACUUUGUUCGUCGCAACUAUUAA